CAUAUUAUACGGAUAUAUAGACAUAUAUAGAGAGAGAAACAGGGAGGAAAAGCUUUUAGAGAGAGAGAAAUCCACAGCGCAAGGCACACAGGGAAGGAGAACGAGGGUUUUGUUGGCUUGUACGGCUUACCUGUAUACGUAUAUUCGCUCUGAUUGAUCCAGUGCUAGUCGUUGAGCCUUCCGAUUCUGAGUUAUCGGAGGCCGGAGAAGGAGCGAAGCAGCGAAGUCUUUUGCCUUGCCGCCGCCUCUCAGAUCUGACAGUCUGAUUGUAGCUCGAAUAAACUUCCAGAUGGCUCCUUCAAUGUAGUAAACGGGAUACUAUCACUUUCUCUGUUCUGAUUUUCUGUGCUGUGUGACAUCAACUGCUUCCGUGCAUCACUGAUUUUGGUUCAGAUCUGUGUGUCUCUUUGAUGAUUGUUUCUGGAUUGAGUGAUUUUGUAGCUAGCUCACAAUCGGCUUCUGAGUUCGGCGUCCAAUUGAGAGUGCGGGGGAGGCUCUCUGCUGUCGCCAUCUCUGUUGCCGAUUGUGAGAUCCAACUGCCUUUCUUGUUGUAUAAUGUCUCCUAACCUGGACAGCCCUGUGCAGACCCAGAUGGCUGUGGCACCCUUCAAAACCCCACUUGGUGGGGAGUUCAAGAGGAUGGAAGGGAAAGCUACAGGAAGAAGACGAGUUUUUGUGCAAACUGAGACUGGUUGUGUUCUGGGGAUGGAGUUGGAUCGCAGUGACAAUGCACAUACUGUGAAAAGGAGGUUGCAGCUUGCCCUCCAUUUCCCAAUUGAGGAAAGUUCUUUGACUUUUGGAGAUAUGGUUUUGAAGAAUGACCUUAGUGCCAUUAGGAAUGAUUCUCCUCUUCUUCUGACUCGGAACACUAUGCAUAGAAGUUCAUCAACUCCCUGUCUUUCACCCACUGGGAGGGAUAACCAACAGCGAGAUUGGAGUGGUCCUAUUGAGAUUUUGGGGAAGUCUAGUAGCUUUGCAAAGACAAAACAACUUGUCAAGGAAAUUGUUAAGGCCAUGAAGGCAGGUGUUGAACCUCUUCCUGUCCAUGGUGGGCUUGGAGGGGCAUAUUAUUUUAGAAACAAUAGGGGUGAGAGUGUUGCCAUUGUAAAGCCAACUGAUGAAGAACCCUUUGCACCAAACAAUCCGAAAGGAUUUGUGGGCAAAGGUCUGGGCCAACCUGGCUUGAAACGUUCAGUGAGGGUUGGUGAAACAGGUUUCAGAGAGGUUGCUGCGUAUCUUCUUGACUAUGAUCACUUUGCUAAUGUGCCACCCACUGCUUUGGUGAAAAUCACUCAUUCAAUAUUUAAUGUAAAUGAUGGCGUGAACAUGAACAAGCCUAAUAACAAGAGGCAAUUUGUUAGCAAGAUUGCAUCUUUUCAACAGUUCAUCCCACAUGAUUUUGAUGCCAGUGACCAUGGAACCUCAAGUUUCCCAGUUGCUACUGUGCAUCGGAUUGGGAUAUUAGAUGUUAGGAUUUUUAACACAGAUAGGCAUGCAGGAAAUCUUUUAGUUAGGAAACUUGAUGGUGUUGGGAGGUUUGGUCAGGUGGAACUCAUUCCUAUUGACCAUGGUCUCUGCUUACCAGAAAGCUUGGAGGAUCCAUAUUUUGAGUGGAUUCAUUGGCCACAAGCUUCUAUUCCGUUCUCUGAUGAUGAGCUCGAGUAUAUAGAUAAGCUUGACCCUAUACGGGACUCUGAGAUGCUGCGAAGUGAGCUACCUAUGAUUCGCGAAGCCUGUCUUAGAGUCUUGGUCCUUUGUACCAUUUUCCUCAAGGAAGCUGCUACUUAUGGAUUAUGCCUUGCUGAGAUUGGUGAGAUGAUGACUCGAGAAUUCCGUAGUGAUGAAGAGGAACCAAGUGAACUAGAAGUUGUUUGCAUUGAGGCUAGAAGGCUGGUUGCGGAGAAGGAACUGCCAUCACCUGGUGUUGAAGUGGAUGAGGAUGAGUUUCAAUUUGAGAUAGAUUAUGAAGACACUGGAUAUGAUUAUAAUCCAAAAAUGCCCUUCUCAGAUUUCACGAGCAGAAAUCCAUUUCAUGUACCAUUUGGAGCAAAUGGCCGCACACCACUCUCAAAACUUGAGGAAAGUAUUGAGGAGGAAGAAGAAAGCAGUGGGGAAGAGGAGAAGAUUUCUCCUGAUCUUCUUCCUAUCAUUAACAAAGAAACCGUUUCAAAGCUAUCUAUGUCUCUUAAGAAUACAAGUCUAGGUGAGAAGAACCUGAAGUACCCUAGUUUUUCAGGACCGAAACAAGAGAGUUCAUCCUCUGGCCACCGCAGCGCAAAUGAGCAGCUUCCCACGAGUGUCAGCUUCGUCAAGCUAGCCGAUAUGAAUGAGGAAGAGUGGGCAAUGUUUCUAGAGAAGUUUCAAGAACUGCUGUUACCAGCCUUUGCAAAGCGCAAGUCAGUGGCCAUUGGUCAAAGGCAGCGACAGAGGCUUGGAACUUCAUGCCAGUUUUGAGGUUGAAUCUCCUACGAUCAGGACGAGAGUACUAGUCAGUCUCUGAAUAAGGAUUUGCAGGCUUGCUGAAGUGAAGGUUUCCUAGCUUAGUUUGGUUUUAAAUGGAUCAUCUCCCCCAUGAAGUUUGUAGACAGGAAGUAGUGGUUUAGUAGGUUUUGUAAAUACUGCUGGAGGUAGCUUGCUAAACGAGCCAGUUAGACUUGGUUGCAUUUUUUUGUUAGACAUUUUCAUCUCUUUUUUCUUUCCUCCAUUAACUUCGUUAUGGAGACAUGUUGGAUAAAUAAUUUGCAGACUCCCAAAAAAAAUGAUAAAAAGGUUAUGUAGAUACUGGUUGUUUGAUCUCUAA
Messenger RNA from Ipomoea triloba (trilobed morning glory), 2800 nucleotides. Its product is annotated as phosphatidylinositol 4-kinase gamma 7-like. Bases 556 to 2454 code for a protein of 632 amino acids. The transcript has 2 exons. NCBI's taxonomy places the organism in Eukaryota, Viridiplantae, Streptophyta, Magnoliopsida, Solanales, Convolvulaceae. The record is from RefSeq and is a predicted model, not a curated record.